Molecule: messenger RNA, 1592 nt
Organism: Lingula anatina
Lineage: Eukaryota; Metazoa; Brachiopoda; Lingulata; Lingulida; Lingulidae
Molecular function (GO): oxidoreductase activity, acting on the CH-OH group of donors, oxygen as acceptor; FAD binding
Source: RefSeq, a predicted model, not a curated record
UGCCGAACUUAGAGAGGUUACAGACAUGCAUGCAGGAUGCCCUUGGAUCCUCUCCACAAGUCCAACUGGAACCGUUUGUCAACUGGGCGACAAUUGUUAGACGGGACCACGUGUUCGUCAUAAAACCUACAAGUAAUGCCGAAGUGCAAAAAGUGAUGCAUGUCGCCAUAAGUUUAAACCGUAAAAUCCGUGAGGCUGGCGAGUCGGCUCUUUCUUGGUCGCCACUCUUCCCAGAUGAAGGACAGAUCCUACUGAACCUUACUCUCCUCACUCUGGAGGGUGGACAGCGGGCGAUCUUCAACCCUCCGACAGUUCAGAGACCAUAUCCCACAGUGACCGUUGCGGCUGGAGUGCGACAGGACGAGCUGGACUCGUUUCUACUUAGCGUAGGUCAUGCAAUCGCCAGUGGGCCGCAGCCGAUACAGGUCACUAUAGCAGGAGGAAUUGGAACAGCUUCUCACGGAGGAAGCUAUGACGAACCAAGUCUGGGUGGCUAUCUCGAGUCCGUACAAGUCUUCGAUUCUUACGGCAGACUUCGACAAUUUACGGCUUCUGAGAAUCGGAAUGUCCUGCGCGCCAUGCGAUGUCAUCUUGGUCUCCUUGGGGUCAUUGUCGAAGUAGAAAUGAUGGUGGAACCAGUCCAAAUGGUGUCACUCUUCACGGUAUUCGUCCCCCUCAGUCUUAUGCUCAAUGCCACUUUUGUUAAGGAAAUUGUAACGCGCAAUUUCUACGUGGAGGCACGCUGGGCGACUUACAAUUCCUUAACGGAAGAGGAAGUCCAAGAGACUAUGGCCACUGGAAGGGUACCCACCACGUGGAACAGUAAACGAGAUCUCGUGUGGCUGAGUUUUAUCAAUCCGAAUGGAACGGAGCCUGACCUUGACCUUGACUUUGACGUAAACUUUGACCUGAAUGUGACACCUAUUUCAUUCGGGCAGCGCAUAUUUGCUGCCCUCGCGACUAGAAGAUUUAUCGCUAAUCCAGUUGUUGUCCCAAAGCCUUUCGCCAUUCACGGCCUGAAUGCUAGCGCCAUUCCAACCGUGACUGCCACGGAAACAACCAUCAGAGAAAACCCUUCUUUCACAAGUACGGUAUCAGCCUUUCAGGUAGUUGCCGCUUCAAUAGAGGGCGCUUCCUACGCCAAUGGCAUCCUGCCUCUAGGGAUCGUAGAAAUGCGCUGGAUCAAAGGCACAGACUGUUUUCUCUGUCCUGGUAAGGAAGAUGUGUGUGGAUUUCCCAGCGACUCUCACUACCUGACCAUGGAAAUACAGGGUCUGGUACAACCGACUGAGGCGUUUGAAGGCUAUAAGCAAUUUACUACCGCCGUGCUCUCUCAGCUUAACCAGGUGGGACUUUCUGGUCUUCCUAACUGGGCUAAGAUGCUGACCACUUUCCCGGGUCUUCGACAGCGAUUACAUGACCCUGAAAACCGCCAGUGUCAAUUGGAGUUCCUCAAAGUCCGCGACCAAAUAGACCCUCAAGGAUAUAUGUUUUCUAACAACUUCCUGAGAACGAUAUUCAUCGACUCCUCUUAUAUGUAUAUUUACAAUUGAUUUGGGUAAUUGUUCGGCAACUGUAAGUUCAAUGGAGCA